Haliotis rubra (blacklip abalone) is the source of this 1613-nucleotide messenger RNA. Its product is annotated as ankyrin-3-like. The transcript has 15 exons. The coding region runs from base 186 to 1409 and encodes 407 amino acids. NCBI's taxonomy places the organism in Eukaryota, Metazoa, Mollusca, Gastropoda, Lepetellida, Haliotidae. The record is from RefSeq and is a predicted model, not a curated record. Gene Ontology annotation, biological process: neuronal action potential; negative regulation of delayed rectifier potassium channel activity. Gene Ontology annotation, cellular component: axon initial segment; membrane; synapse. Gene Ontology annotation, molecular function: transmembrane transporter binding.
ACUAUCUGCUCUACUACCGCCAUUUACGUUACAGAGGCCGAGCUGCCGUGAGUUUAGCUGUAAGUCAGCACUGUCUGGGCCGCAAAAAGGACCUUUACUCUUACCGAAGCCUUGUGUGGAUUUCGAUUUCGAUUAGGACAAAGUUUUGUCCGAGUUGAUGACUGAAUUGCACCGCCAAAUUAGCAAUGACGACUUUAGCGCCGGAGGUGGGAACUGAUGGCACUCUUGAAGGGGAGAAAAAAAGAGUUUCCUUUGAUUUUGGGAGUGACGGAAACGCUGGCUUUCUUCGAGAAGCGCGGGAUGGAAACCUCAAUGAGGUUUUGGAGUACUUGAAGGGAAGUACCGACAUCAACACCAGCAACCCGAAUGGCCUGAAUGCACUCCAUCUGGCAUCCAAGGAAGGCCAUGUCAACAUCGUCACUGAACUGCUGCGCCGUGGUGCCAACGUGGAGGCUGCAACUAAGAAAGGAAACACUGCCCUCCACAUUGCGUCACUGGCCGGACACGAAGACAUCAUCAAGAUUCUGACCGAGAAUGGAGCUAGAGUCAACGUACAAGCUCAGGCUGGCUUUACUCCACUCUACAUGGCCGCACAGGAGGGUCACUCCGAAGUACUCAAGUUCCUUUUGGCUAAUGGGGCCAACCAAAGCUUGGCUACUGAGGAUGGCUUCACCCCCCUGGCUGUGGCCUUGCAGCAAGGACAUGACAGAGUGGUCAGCGUUCUGCUAGAACACGACAGCAAGGGCAAGGUCAAACUACCUGCCCUGCAUAUCGCUGCAAAGAAGGAUGAUGUCAAGUCUGCUGCUCUGCUGCUGCAGAACGAGCAGAACAACGUAAACACAGAAACCAAGAGCGGAGGUUUGGUGAAUGAUACAACCAAGAGUGGCUUCACCCCUCUGCACAUCGCCUCCCACUACGGCAACACAAACGUAGCCAAUCUCCUCAUCCAGAGAGGCGCAGAUGUCAAUUUCAAAGCAAAGAACUUCAUCACCCCCCUACAUGUUGCUGCUCGAUGGGGAAAGGCCAACAUGGUCACCCUGCUACUGGACAAUGGCGCCAACAUUGACGAGAGAACCAGGGACGGACUGACACCUCUCCACUGUGCUGCUCGGAGUGGACACGAGGGUGUCGUGGAUCUGCUGCUGGAACGGGGAGCCCCCAAUUCUGCCAAGACAAAGAACGGCCUGACUCCCCUGCACAUGGCAGCCCAGGGAGAUCACGUGGACUGUGCCCGUCUGCUUCUCUACCACAAAGCCCAGCUGGAUGAAAUCACUGUGGACUACUUGACACCUCUGCAUGUGGCGGCUCACUGCGGCAACGUGAAAACAGCGAAACUCCUCCUGGACAGAAAGUGUGAACCCAAUGCCAGGGCACUGAAUGGCUUCACCCCCGCUCCACAUUGCAUGUAAGAAGAACAGGAUCAAGGUUGUUGAGCUGCUGCUUAAGUAUGGAGCUUCUAUCGAGGCUACCACUGAGUCUGGGCUCACUCCACUGCACGUGGCAUCAUUCAUGGGCCACAUGAACAUCGUGAUCUACCUGAUACAACACAACGCUAACCCGGACACCCCUACAGUCCGUGGCGAGACAUCCCUUCACCUCGCAGCCCGCGCCAA